Molecule: messenger RNA, 1569 nt
Organism: Cinara cedri
Lineage: Eukaryota; Metazoa; Arthropoda; Insecta; Hemiptera; Aphididae
Source: the annotation of a GenBank genome assembly
AUGUUGCAUGUAAUGUAUGUCAAUUUAAAUGAUUUUUGUACUUAAGGAAAUAUAUUUUUAAAUCUCAAUCAUUAUUCGUUUAGGUGUUCGAAAAUGUUUUCGAAAUCUGAAUGUUUAGCAGAAAACCUUCAAGAAAUGAAGAAAUAUAUAGUGAAUAUUUUCAGAGAGUGCGUAAAAUCAGUAAUGCCUCGAAAUGUCAUUAAAAAUACAUUUAAAUAUGAUUCGAAAACAUUAUAUGUGAAAGACACCAAAUUCUGUGUGUCCAAUAAUAUUUAUGUUGUUGGUUUUGGAAAAGCAGUUUUAGAAAUGGCUUUGGAAAUUGAACAAAUCUUGGAUGGCUCUUUAAAAAAGGCUAUUGUAAGUGUUCCUUUCGGUGUUCAACAAGACUUGAACAAUUCAAAAGUUUUAGUGAUGGAAGCAGCUAAAAAUAAUAUACCUGAUCGCUAUGCCGUAGAAAACACUAAAGUUAUAACAAAUACAAUUUCAGAGUUAAAUGAAGAUGAUAUUUUAAUUAUUUUGAUAUCUGGUGGAGGUUCAGCUCUGUUGUGUUCACCGACCGUAUCACUUAAUGACAAAAUACUUACGACUACAAUACUAUCAUCACACGGAGCAUCAAUUGAACAGUUAAACACUGUCAGGAAAGCAUUAUCCAAUGUUAAAGGUGGAAAAUUAAUUAAAUUUGUUGAAAAGUCAACUGUUAUAUCUUUAAUUCUAUCAGAUAUUGUCGGGGAUCCUUUGAAUUCGAUUGCUAGUGGACCAACUACACCAAAUAAUGAUUCAAAUGAUUUACCAAUGAAGAUAAUAAAACAAUUCGGUUUACUAGAUAAAAUUCCAUCUACAGUUUUAAAGGCACUCAAAGAUAACAAUAAUUCCUUAAACAGUAUUAAAGUUAAUAAAAGAGUUCAUAAUUAUAUAAUAGGUAAUAAUAAAAUUGCAUUACUUACUGGUGUAGAGUGCGUAAAAAAUGACUACACACCUGUACUAUUGACAAAAUCUCUUCAAGGAAAUAUUAAAUUUGUAUCAAUAUUUUAUUCUAAACUAAUUUUAUUUGUCUGUGAACUGUAUUUGAAUAGUGUGAAUAUUGACGAGAUAUUAAAAAAUCAACUGACAUCAGAUAUUCAUAAAAUUGAUAGGGAAAUAGAUGUUGUUUUUCUGAUAAAUCAAGUUAUUGAAGCUUCAUCAAAGAAACGUGGUCUAUGCAUAUUGAGUGGAGGUGAACCCACUGUUAAAGUUCAAGGUGGUGGUUUAGGAGGCAGAAAUCAAGAAUUGGCGUUAAGAAUAUCUGCAAACAUAGAACAGGAUCAUGAUUGUUUGAAACAGUUUAAUAUUAUGUUCUUUAGUGGUGGUACAGAUGGCAUUGAUGGUCCAACUGAUGCUUGUGGUGCAUUUGGUUAUCCAGGAUUAGUAGAAAUUGCCCAGUCUCAGGGCUUAAACCCAUCACAAUCAAUUAAAGACAACGACAGUUAUGGAUUUUAUUCUUUAUUUAAUGGAGGAAAAGAUUUACUUAAAAUUGGACACACAGGUACAAACGUUAUGGACCUACAUAUUUUAAUUAUAAAACCAAAAUAA